Drosophila navojoa is the source of this 1179-nucleotide messenger RNA. RefSeq names its product Odorant receptor 83c. Gene Ontology annotation, cellular component: plasma membrane. Gene Ontology annotation, biological process: detection of chemical stimulus involved in sensory perception of smell; sensory perception of smell. The record is from RefSeq and is a predicted model, not a curated record. NCBI's taxonomy places the organism in Eukaryota, Metazoa, Arthropoda, Insecta, Diptera, Drosophilidae. Gene Ontology annotation, molecular function: odorant binding; olfactory receptor activity.
AUGAAGCCCUCGCUGCGCAUGCAUGGAUUGGUGCAGCACAUGAACGCCGUGGCCCAGCAGCUGGGAUUGGAUAUGCUGACGGCGAAGAAGGAGUACAUCUUUCGCACCUGGGUCACAAUAUCGGCGCCGUUCACCUAUACCGUCUUUGGCGUCUACUGGGGCUUCAUGGAGGCGCGCCGGAGCUGGAUGGAUGGCAUCAAGUCCUUCAUUAUGCUCGGCGGCCUCGUGAGCGGUUCGGCCAAGCUGCUCACCACACUGCUCAGGCAUGCGCCCAUCAGGGAUCUGUUCUAUUUCAUUAUCCAGAUAUGCGAGGAGUACGAGCAGCGCGGCGUCGACUUCAUCCACGCCCUCAACUUCGGCAUCGAUCGGGUGUACAAAAUCAAGCGCAUCAUUUACGUCGGCUAUUCGAUCACGUUUCUCAUAAUGCUGCUGACGCCCCUGGUGCUGCUCCUCUGCAAGGGCAUACGCAUCACCGUCAUGCCGUAUCAGAUACCGGGCCUGUCCAUCGACUCGAAUAUCGGCUACUGGCUCACGUAUCUGCAGCACACGGUACCGGAGGUGGUGGGUGGCAUUGGCUUCUAUUUGGGCGACAUGCUGGUGCUGCUCGCCCUCAUCCAGAUCCGGACCUAUGCCGACAUUUUCCAGCUGAAGGCGACUGCAUUGAACGACGCACUCGAGCGCAAGGAGCAGUCCAGAUAUGUCUGCAGCGUCGGCCAGUAUGAAGACUUCAACAUACAAGCGCUGCUCAUGGACUUGAUCGACUGGCAUCAGCUAUUCGUUGACUACUGCGAGCUGGUCGAGAAGAUCUAUGAUAAUCUGAUCGCCGCUCAGGUGUUGUCCGCCUCGGUCUCGAUUGUGAUUUGCCUGUGCGUGAACCUGAAUGAGUUUGACCUGAUCUCGGCCAUCUUCUUCCUGGUUAGCGCCUAUUCGAUGUCUGUCUACUGCAUUGUGGGCACCCAAAUCGAAUUCGCUUACGACCAGGUGUACCAGACCGUUACCUGUCUGAGCUGGCACGAGCUAAACUGCGAUCAGCGCAAAUUAUAUAGGAUGAUGCUGCAGCGGGCGCAGAACAUGAAAAUCAUCGUACUGCUCGGCCUAGUGCCGCUCAGCCUGAGAACGGCACUGCAGGCAAGCGAGUUGGAUUUAUUUUGGUAAUCGAUUAGCUAAACUUAAUAUUUG